This is a messenger RNA of Alternaria rosae, 611 nucleotides long. RefSeq lists its product as uncharacterized. The coding region runs from base 136 to 543 and encodes 135 amino acids. NCBI's taxonomy places the organism in Eukaryota, Fungi, Ascomycota, Dothideomycetes, Pleosporales, Pleosporaceae. The transcript is spliced from 2 exons. The record is from RefSeq and is a predicted model, not a curated record.
AAUGCCACAUUUCGGAAUGGCCACCGUGCUGGAAGCGGCUCAUUUGCCUGCUUGCAUUCUGUGCAAAUAAUAGACGAUGGUACGAGAUCGUAUUGGUGCGCAGAGGUCACUGCUAUGGUCGGAUAGACCACGGGCAUGCUACUGGUCACGUUGCUUCCGCCGCUCCGUCGUGUACAAGGAGCAGCACGAGCUGGCCGAAGCUGUGUAUCCGUACCGUACCGCGCGGGUAUACUAAGACCAAGCAGCAAUGUCAGAUGUCAGCCCGGACCCUGGUCACGCUCCUCCACUUGGCUGAGUAAAAAGCAAGUCAAAUCUCGAUCCGACUUCCCUGAUAAAGCUCGGCAUUUUUCCCCGGCAGCCGUUGUAUACGUUCAUUGGAGGGUGAAUUCAGGCACCAAGAUUCGUCGUGGAGAAGUCGAACUAACUUACUUUGUUAUACAACGCGUCAUUCAUUACAUGAAGCUAAGCUUGGGCUUACUGUUACUGUGUACUGAGCGAUUCAGAUCUCGGGCGCUUUAUAUGUCGGGCUUGGGUACCGUAUGAUUAGUGUAAAGGGGAUAACAGGAUGGAGAAAAGUGGUGUUAUCAGUGAAUUUCGUUGAGGUGUCUUAU